AAAACAAAUCCUUGAAAAAAUGGAGGGCAGUGACGACAUAAGUGCAAGUUCACCUUCCUCCUCCUCAUCUCCUCAAUCAGCGGUGGUGCUCAGCCCCUGCGCCGCCUGCAAGAUUCUGCGCCGUCGAUGCGUUGAAAAAUGCGUCCUUGCUCCUUAUUUCCCACCUCAUGACCCUCUCAAGUUCAGCACUGCUCACCGUGUCUUUGGUGCCAGCAAUAUCAUCAAGUUCUUGCAGCAGGAGGUUCCGGAGGGUCAAAGGGAGGACGCGGUGAGCAGCAUGGUGUACGAGGCGAAUGCAAGGCUAAGAGAGCCGGUGUAUGGGUGCGCCGGCGCUAUUUGGCAGCUUCAGAAACAAGUGAACGACCUCCACCAGCAACUAGCUAAAGCCCAGGCUCAGCUACUAAACAUGCAAUCCCAAAAUGCUAAUCUCAUGGCCAUUAUUUGCAUGGACAUGUCUUCGCAAAAUUAUCACCAACAUAAUUUGGCUACCUACAUCAUCGGUUCCACCACGACGUCGUUUUCAGACGACGAUGACCUCGGGUUUUCAUCCGAGCAGCCUCUUUGGAACUGAUCGGGGCCGUUGGUGGAAAAAUGAGGAUUGUAAUCAUGUUUUUAAGCUAUGGGCUAUAAUUAGGGGAAGUAUUGAUCGGUCGUUAAAUAAAGGUGAUUGAUUGUACUAUAUGAAUUGAGUUAGUAGUUGGAGCAUAGUACUAAUAAUUAGGGUGAUUAAUUACUAAUGAUUAUGUUUGGGGUAGAGGAAAUUUCCCCUUUUUUCAUGUAAUAUUUCUAUCUAUCAUAAAUUUUGAAAGGCCUAGUGUCUUUUUCCACA
Messenger RNA from Salvia hispanica, 829 nucleotides. RefSeq names its product LOB domain-containing protein 1-like. NCBI's taxonomy places the organism in Eukaryota, Viridiplantae, Streptophyta, Magnoliopsida, Lamiales, Lamiaceae. The record is from RefSeq and is a predicted model, not a curated record.